AUAAGAAAAUAAAAAAAAACAAAAACAUGCCCCCAUCAACUUUCCUCUCUCUGUCUCCAGCUAUACAAAAAUGGCUUAUUCAGAAAUUAAAAUCAAUUCAUUCAAUAAAAUUUAAUUAGCUAAAUACAUAUUUAUAGAUACGUUUCUUCAUUAAUUGCAUUCUUGGGUCUCUGCAUAUAUUUACAAGACCCGUGUUUUUUCUUUCACAUAAUCUGAAUAAUUUUUUUUAAGGUUCGAUGCUAUAAAGAUGAAACUUUUAUAGCAAGCAACCUUUUCAAGAUUGAAGAAUUUGCUUGUUUUUUUGUUUUGUUCAUUUUUUUUGGUUGAGAAUUUGAAGCCAUUCUGGGAUUUUUAUUUAAAGAAUAAAAAGACAUGAUUUGUUUUUCAUGUUUUUCGUCGAAUGAGAGUACAACAUCCAAAAGGAAAUGUACAAAAAGAAAAGAAACAUCAACAACUGCUGUUCAUCCUCAUAGAGAAAACCUUUCGCCACAACAAGCACAGCCUUGGUCGUCUAAGGCAAAGACGCAUCAUAAUAAGCCACAUUCUCACCCGCCGCAACGACCACAGUCAUCGCAGCCAGAAAAAAUAAGAAAUGUUCCAGCAGAAACCAGGCACCAAAAUUCAUCUAAGAACGAUGAAGAGAACAAAAAUAUUGCAGCUCAAACUUUCACUUAUAGGGAAUUGGCAACAGCUACAAAGAAUUUCCGCCAAGAAUAUCUGAUAGGUGAAGGUGGAUUUGGACGUGUUUAUAAGGGCCGCCUUGACAAAACUGGCCAGGCUGUAGCAGUAAAGCAGCUUGACCGUAAUGGAUUACAAGGAAACAGAGAAUUCCUUGUAGAGGUAUUGAUGUUGAGUCUUUUGCACGAUACAAAUCUUGUAAAUUUGAUUGGAUAUUGUGCUGAUGGAGAUCAAAGACUUCUGGUGUAUGAGUAUAUGCCAUUGGGAGCAUUAGAGGAUCAUCUAUUUGAUCUUCCACCAGAUCGAACUCCACUGGAUUGGUUCACAAGGAUGAAAAUAGCAUUAAAUGCAGCAAAGGGUCUUGAAUAUUUACAUCAUAAAGCCAAUCCACCAGUUAUUUACCGUGAUUUGAAGUCCUCAAAUAUCUUGCUGGAUAAAGAGUUUAAUGCAAAAUUAUCAGACUUUGGUUUAGCCAAACUUGGACCAAUGGGUGAUAAUUCCCAUGUUUCUUCCAGAGUUAUGGGAACUUAUGGUUAUUGUGCUCCAGAAUAUCAAAGAACAGGACAACUUACUGUCAAAUCUGAUGUCUAUAGCUUUGGUGUUGUUUUAUUGGAGCUAAUUACAGGAAAAAGAGCUGUUGAUACUACAAAGAAUGGGCAUGAUCAGAUUUUAGUUGCUUGGGCGGAGCCGAUUUUCAAAGACACAAGUAGAUACACAGAGCUAGCAGAUCCACUUCUAAAAGGAGACUUCCCAAAAAGAAGUUUUAAUCAAGCAGUUGCUAUUGCUGCAAUGUGCCUACAAGAAGAUCCAGCAGUACGUCCACUGAUCAAUGAUGUUGUCACUGCUCUCAGUUUCCUUUGGGCUGAGUCAUCCGAUAACGGAUUCGUUUCGUCAAUAUCUCCUGAUCCAUUACCUGAUCAAGUUUCAGCUGAUAAUGAAGAAAUUAAAACAUCUGCAAAAGAACGCCAAAGAGCAGUUGCAGAAGCCAUAGAAUGGGGUUCAAAUUCAAGAACUCAAAAUGAAAGAUUACCAUAGCAUCUUUAUAUAGUUGGCUUAUGUAAAAUUUUGCGUUAAAACAAUGUCAGUUUAUUGUCAUAAAUUUGACUUGUAAGUGAGUUUGAGUCUGAGACUAUAUAGUGGUCUUAAGUCAUUACUUCAUAUCUCAAAAUUGAUAUUUACUUGAUAUUAUUUUCAGGCGGAGU
This is a messenger RNA of Nicotiana attenuata, 1880 nucleotides long. Its product is annotated as serine/threonine-protein kinase At3g07070-like. Lineage: Eukaryota; Viridiplantae; Streptophyta; Magnoliopsida; Solanales; Solanaceae. The transcript has 5 exons. Gene Ontology annotation, biological process: protein phosphorylation. The record is from RefSeq and is a predicted model, not a curated record. Gene Ontology annotation, molecular function: ATP binding; protein kinase activity. The coding region runs from base 373 to 1713 and encodes 446 amino acids.